CACCCAGCUGUUAUUAUCGGAUGCAAGAUGUCUACCGCGGGGCUGGCACGCCAGCUUUUCAGUCAACAAAUAUCGAAUCUCGCUGGUUUGUCGCGCUCGGUGCUGUCUCAAGUGCCGCGAAGGAACAGAUGGAAGCUCGUGCAGCUACCGGAAAUAGGCAACGGCAAAUCGUUUCGGAGGGUUGUUCAUUACGAGGAUAAAUACACGGUGAAGCCGUUGAAGGUUACAAACCUAGCGGGCAGAGAUCCCGUCACCGGCAGGGUGGUGGUAAAGGGCCUCGGGGGUGGGAUAAAGCACAAGUUCCACUGGAUCAGUUGGAUCAGGGAUGGGCCGAAGGAUAUCGACGAGCCGCCCAAGGAGGAGAGGAUCCUCGACGUCUUCAAGGACGGCUGCAGGACCAGCUACGUCGCGCUGGUCGGCAGCGGCCGCGAGCUCAAGUACAUCCUCGCUACGGAGAACAUGAAGCCCGGAGACGUAAUACGCACUCACCAGGGGAUACCGCGUAACCUCGUGAGGCCCUCGGAGGGAGACGCGUACCCGCUCGGCGCCCUGCCUGUGGGCACCAGGGUGAACUGCGUGGAGAAAUACCCGGGGCUGGGUGGCUUCCUGAUCCACGCAGCCGGUACCUUCGGCACGGUGGUCGUGCGAGAGAAGGAUCGCGUGGUGGUGCAAGUGCCCAGCAAGAAGAAGUUCAGCCUGCACGAGACGUGUAUGGCGACGGUCGGUCGAUUGUCGAACGUCGAGCACGACUCCACGCCACUCGGCAGCCCGCAGAAGAAUCGCGAGCUGGGAAACCGACCGAGAAGCGGCCUCUGGCAACGUAAGACCGGCAGAUUCGGCCGCAAGAUCAGGCCGCCUCCUCGUGUGAAGAGAAUAGGCGACGCAAAGCCGCCAGAACCCACGGUCGUUACCUUCAAUAGCCUGCUAAACGACUAGGCUGUCUUGUUCUUCCUAAGGAGUAGAAAUAUAAUAAAAUAUAUUCGGGUCUAUGAUAAGGGUGUAUGAUGAUAAAGGUGUACAGUAAAAGUCCAUUCGGAACAUUC
Molecule: messenger RNA, 1043 nt
Organism: Ooceraea biroi (clonal raider ant)
Lineage: Eukaryota; Metazoa; Arthropoda; Insecta; Hymenoptera; Formicidae
Gene: mRpL2
Product: mitochondrial ribosomal protein L2
Biological process (GO): mitochondrial translation
Cellular component (GO): mitochondrial large ribosomal subunit; ribosome
Molecular function (GO): structural constituent of ribosome; RNA binding
Source: RefSeq, a predicted model, not a curated record